This is a messenger RNA of Trachemys scripta elegans, 5178 nucleotides long. It is a transcript of the gene WDR82, whose product is annotated as WD repeat domain 82. The record is from RefSeq and is a predicted model, not a curated record. Gene Ontology annotation, molecular function: chromatin binding; protein binding. The transcript is spliced from 9 exons. Lineage: Eukaryota; Metazoa; Chordata; Testudines; Emydidae. Bases 366 to 1307 code for a protein of 313 amino acids. Gene Ontology annotation, cellular component: Set1C/COMPASS complex.
CCUCGUCCGCCCCACAAUGCCCUGCUGCCGGCCCACUUCUUCCCCCGUGAGCGGCAGGGUCUGUCCCUGUAGCAGGAAGAUGGCGGACACAAUGAGCAGGAGCCGCCUCUCCGCAGCCUGAGCCGACCCCGCCUGAGGGCGCUUCCCGCCCGUGCCGAAGCCGCCUGCCAGCGACGCGCGGCCCCUGCCCGAGACCCGCGCGCUUCAGGCCCCCGCGCGGCUUCCCUUUUCCGCUGCCUCGCAGGCCCCGCGGGCUCUAGGCCGCCGCCCGGCUCCUCACGUUCACCGGCGUCCUCCGUGCCCGGCUCCAGCUGGGCCCCGGCCGGCUCCUUAGGCCCCGCUCGCGCCGCCCCAUCCCUCGCGGCAUGAAGCUAACGGACAACGUGCUGCGGAGCUUCCGCGUGGCCAAGGUCUUCCGCGAGAACUCGGACAAGAUAAACUGCUUCGACUUCAGCCCCAACGGCGAGACCGUCAUCUCCAGCAGCGACGACGACUCCAUCGUGCUCUACGACUGCCAGGAGGGCAAACCAAAGAGAACACUGUAUAGUAAAAAGUAUGGAGUGGACCUAAUCAGAUACACACAUGCUGCCAACACUGUGGUGUACAGCUCCAACAAAAUAGACGAUACAAUCCGUUACCUCUCCCUACAUGAUAAUAAAUACAUCCGAUACUUUCCAGGGCACAGCAAGAGAGUGGUUGCCCUGUCCAUGUCUCCAGUGGAUGAUACCUUUAUUUCUGGAUCACUUGAUAAAACCAUCCGACUUUGGGAUCUCCGGUCUCCAAACUGCCAGGGUUUAAUGCAUCUUCAGGGGAAGCCUGUAUGCUCCUUUGACCCAGAGGGGCUGAUUUUUGCUGCUGGAGUCAAUUCUGAAAUGGUGAAGCUGUACGAUCUCCGGUCUUUUGACAAGGGUCCAUUUGCUACAUUCAAGAUGCAGUACGAUCGAACCUGUGAGUGGACAGGCUUGAAGUUCAGUAACGACGGGAAGCUCAUCCUCAUAUCAACCAAUGGAGGGUUCCUUCGACUGAUUGAUGCCUUUAAGGGAGCUGUACUGCAUACGUUUGGGGGUUAUAACAACAGUAAGGCUGUCACGUUGGAGGCAUCAUUCACACCAGAUUCCCAGUUCAUAAUGAUUGGUUCAGAGGAUGGAAAAAUUCAUGUCUGGAAUGGGGAGAGUGGGAUGAAAGUGGCUGUGUUGGAUGGGAAACACACAGGUCCUAUAACCUGUCUGCAGUUCAAUCCCAAAUUCAUGACCUUUGCCAGUGCGUGUUCCAACAUGGCCUUUUGGUUGCCAACCAUAGAUGACUAAUUCUGAAACCACAAUGUCCACUGGGUGGCUUCCAUACUGUUAAUAGCAGCGUGUUCUUGCGAAGAUGGUGUUGGAGCUGCCUACUUCUCCUGGACUGUAUGUUCUCAUCCAUCAUACCCACGUACGUUCCUGUAUGUCUUUUAUUUGCUGCAUUCCUUCAGAAGAACUCCUUCAUUUGACCUCCGAGAGUUUGAUCCUGCUGUACCCAGAAGCUGGGUGCAACAUGUAGCUACUUUCCAGUCAAAGUCCAAUAGGUUCCAGCAGAACUUGUAACUGGCACAGUGUUACUUUUGAGAACGUGGCAGAGAAAUAACGGAAAGUCUGAUUUUUAUGAAGUUUGCUGCAGUCUCUAAGGUGUAAUUGUGUUUUGUUUUCUCUUACUGUAAACACACAAGGCUACAGACGAACUGCGGUGGGUGCCUGGGACGUGCAAUUCUGUCCCACACCUGCAUGUUUAUCACGCCUGGGAUCUCUACAGUGUCACUAUUGAAUUCUACAAAUACAAACUUCAUUUGUGCCAAAUACAAGCAGACUGACUGUUUUUAACCCAAAUGUCAGAUGCACAGAGAUUUCUUUUGCUAUCGAACACUUGGGCAAAGGCUGCAUAUUCGCAUCAUGGCAUCCAUCAUCCAUUUCUGGUGGUCUAGUGCCUGGCAGACCAUACAGGUUUUGCCUGCUGGCAGAGAAAGCUUGAAGCAGCCUCUGUGCCAUUCAUCAUCCCAACAUCCAAGGCACACAGAGUACUGAAGAGGUCUGGUGGGCAUCCCAAGCAAUAAAGGAGUCUGUCAGCAGGAAGAUGAUUAAAACAAAGACUGAAACUGCAGUAGUCUCCAAUACAUCUUCCUUCUGUAUCAUCUUUGCUGAUCUUACUUGUAAAUAUUAUGGGGGAAGGAUAGUAGGGAGGGGUCAUAUUUUUUUACUUUUAGGUAUUAAAGAGUCUGAUGUGGGCCAGUAUUGUGGGAUGAGUUCAGGCUGUUUACCUUCCAUUGAUGCAGCUUUCUCCUCCUGUUCUGUAAAUAAGUCCAUUAAAUUCUCCCCAAACUGGGUCCAGGCCUGUAUCCCUUUUGUUAGUAAUACUUCCACACACAAGAUUUUAUUCCAUUAUGCAUUUAUUCACACAUUGUGCAAGUUCUUAACAAUUGCUUAAAAGACUGUGGCUCACCUAAAGUCGGAUGGGUGUUAUCCAAAGCCAAAUGGAGAAUUUGAGAUGCCUAUCUGAUAUCCCUUUUUUUCUUGUAUUUUGCCCUGGCAUUUCUGUAAAGAAUGCCCUUGCAGAAGUAUUAUACCUCUGUUGGAUAUACUGCACUCUGCUGUCCAUUUUUUGGGCAAUGAAAAAAGUAAACCAAGCCUACCAGCUGGUAUUGUUCCACUUUCUUUCUUUUCCUAAGUCAUCACAUUGUAAAAUUGGUCUGAGGCAUCUCCAUUAGCACGAUGAGAAAAGUACAAUGUACAUGGAGCUAUGCACUGUGCUCUCAUCUUAACCAAAUACUUGCAACCUAGAGGCUGAGCAUACAACCUAGGUACAUUUGCUUGGAAAAUCCAUUCUUUUUCUCCUGCUGCUAACCCCACCCUCCCAAAAAUGCAAGAGACUGUCAAGGUGGCAAUCUGAACAGGAAAUAGGCUGAUCCUGGAUGCCAUUUUAGUGUCCCCUUAUACCUGAAAAUAAUUUGUUACACCUCUGGUAAUCGUGAUCUUGAUGCUCCAUGUUGUGUAGUUUACAUCUCCACUAUAGGGCCUUGCAUCUAAUGCAGAGCAUGUUCCACUGGAAUAAUGUAUGGGUUUGUGGUACAGCCCACCCCUUUCUCUGCUCCACUCUUGCUUGUUACAACUGUUAGCAUAACACACACUUCCAUAAGCAAGGGCUAGGGGUGUAGAAUGGGUUUCUCGUCACUGCCAGUCCCAUUUGAGGUAUUAGUGCAUGUUGCGCUGCAGCUUUAUCUAUGACAGACACUCUGUACGUCAUCAAAAGGGCUGCUGUGCAUGAGACAGUCUGAGAAAUUAAUUGUUUGAAUCUAUGUGACUAAAAAAUGCUGUUUGGACUCUGUGAUGUGCCUCUGUGCUAAUUAUACUGUACAUGUUUAAAGCCAAUUCUAUGGUGUGUUCUGUGUUACACGAGUUAGUCUGUUACUCACUUGGUGGGGAUGACAGACUGACGUUCUUUUGAUCUCGCCAAACACUUAGGCUGCAGGAGUUCCAGAUCAGAAAUUCCUUUGUAUGGCUGCACCAGCAUCCCUCCUACUGGCUAAUUCUGUGCUGAUUUCACCUCAAAAAGCCAAGGGCAAAGGGGAGAGGGACAUCUGUUCUCACACAUGACAAGGCUUCUGCAACUGUUUCUUUUUCAGCCCCCUCUUGUUGCAUUCUGGGCUGUUUGGUGCUAUAGCUGCCAUUUAGUGUUUUGUGAGCAGCCGUGUUUUGCAGAGGUUUAUAACUUAGCAUGUUGGUGAUGGUGGGGAGUUUAAAAUUAAAAAAUACAAUUGAGGUUGAAACAAUGAUAACCUGAAGCAAACUCAUUCAGGUUUUUGCAAAGGUGCUUUUAGAUGAGUGAAAUGAACAGUUAGUCCCCACCAGAUAUUACUUAGGCAGGGAAGAGACUCAGAAGAUUUUUCUUCUGAGAAGUGCCACUUGCAAACCUGCUCUAAACACUUUUUAUAAGGCUGUGUUAUGUAUCUCCAGCUGCAUUGUAACCCUCUCAAUGUGUAUUUGCAGCAUGUUUAACACUAUAGAGGGCUGAAAUGUUGAUCGACGAAUUUGCACAUCAGAAACAUCAAAAGUUUUCAGGUCGAGAAGUUUGCAGGAUCAGACACAAGGCGGCACUGAUUGUCAGUGUAAAAUUGGUAGUAUUUUGUCUCUAGGGAACUAGAUAUUAUUCCCUGACUGAUUUUCUUUGUUGCAUGAGUCUCUCACAAUCUUAAUGUAGCGAUCAGGGUUUCUGACCGGGUUUUAGGAAAAAAUUGAAAGAGAACUGACUGUUGCCAAAACAAUUAUCUGGAAACUUUUAAAAAAGUAAACUCAGUUGCAUUCAUUAGCUUUCAUAGAGCUUAAGGACAGGGAAAAAGGCUUUUAAGGAAUAUGCAGGGUUUGAAAACUAAAGAAUAUUAGGAGUGACACUUCAGUACUUUUAGGGGAAACUGGGUAUAAUCAGAAAAGUACCUCUAAAAAUAGCACCACCUUACCCAACCUACUGUGUGAGAGCUCCAUGGCUAUACCCUGUCACUUUGACUCUUAUUGGCCCAGCAGAGUUAAAUAGGGGAGAGUGAGCUAGAUUCUGUUUUGCUUCAGGCACUAAUCAGUGGAAGUUCAGAUUCCGAAUCUUCACUACUGGUGGUGUCAGUAAUAGUAGUAGAAAGGAGCCCAGCUUGACACCUUCUCAGAUCCAUAUAUGAGAUUGCAAAGGAGGCAGUUUAUAUUUAUAAUAAAAAAUCCUGUCUGUACCCCAGUCCUGCAAAUAUUACACAGGUGCUUAACUUUAAAUAUGUGAAUAAUGCCAUUGAUGCAUGUGUACAAAAAUGUGCAGGUUUGUGGCAUCGAUUCAUAAUCUAAUCAGAUUUGAUAAGCAACUGAGAAUAAAUAGGGAAGCUACAAUCUCUUUUCUGAUCACAAUUCUGGCUAUAUUUGCACUUUAACAAUCUGCCACAGGAUUUCUGGGUAGCAGGCUGGGAUCCUGUUUGCCUUUGAGAGAGGCUGUCCAUUGCAACUGCUGUCCUAUUGACUAUAUUCUUGGUUGUGAGCUUGGUUUUGUGAAUUUAAUUUUUAGGUGGUGACCAUCUAUUGGAGGAGUGUAAAUACAUUAAUGUCAAAUUAUGAGAUGCCAUAAAAUACUGCAGAUGUGGAAAAUUCAGUGUUGUGGCUAUCAAAUAUUUUGUAGACUGAU